AUGACGUCUCUCUCUGCUCCAGUGGAUCUCCGCCGUUUCUUCUCGCCUGAGCUAAUGGUGGCUUUCUCUCUGCUCCAAUGGAUCUCCGCCGCUUCUUCUCGCCUGAGCAACUCAGUCGCCGUUAACUUUCGCCGCCUCUCCCUCGCAAUUUACCACCGCCUCCUAUCCCUUCUCCAUCUCCUCACGAACGAAAGCUUCAUCCUUUCCGCCGGUUCUUCUCGCCUGAGCAAGAUGGCGUCGAAUCCGUUGGUUGAGGCGUUUCAAGGAAGAAAAGCCAUCUCUUUUUCACCAGUUACUAGAUCUCAGGUUUAUGACUGGAGAACCGAUGUGGCUGGAGAACGACAAACAACAGAGCCUGGCCGACUUCACUCCAUCUCUCUCGAAUGUGGCGACUCCAAAUUUGUGCUAUGCUGUCGAAUGUGGUUUGACAAGAAAACGUUUCCGAGCUGCAUCAAGAUACCUCUCAUGAUAUAA
Messenger RNA from Microthlaspi erraticum, 474 nucleotides. Lineage: Eukaryota; Viridiplantae; Streptophyta; Magnoliopsida; Brassicales; Brassicaceae. The record is from the annotation of a GenBank genome assembly.